AUGUCUAUCCCACAAACCCAAAAAGCCGUUAUCUUCGAAACCCACGGUGGUCCAUUGCAAUACACCGACAUCCCAGUCCCAGUCCCAAAGCCAAACGAGUUGUUGAUCAACGUCAAGUACUCCGGUGUCUGCCACACCGAUUUACACGCCUGGAAGGGUGAUUGGCCUUUGGACGUCAAGUUGCCUUUGGUCGGUGGCCACGAAGGUGCUGGUGUGGUGGUUGCAAAAGGUGAGAACGUCCAAGGCUGGGAAAUCGGUGACUACGCCGGUGUCAAGUGGUUGAACGGCUCUUGUCUCAACUGUGAGUACUGCCAGAACACCAACGAGUCCAACUGUGCCGACGCCGACUUGUCUGGUUACACUCACGAUGGUUCUUUCCAACAGUACGCCACUGCUGAUGCCGUUCAUGCUGCCAGAAUCCCCAAGAACGUGGACUUGGCCGAAGCUGCUCCUAUCUUGUGUGCUGGUAUUACUGUCUACAAGGCAUUGAAGACUGCUGAACUCUCUGCUGGCCAGUGGGUUGCUAUUUCUGGUGCCGCUGGUGGUUUGGGUUCUCUUGCUAUUCAGUACGCCAAGGCCAUGGGCUACAGAGUGGUUGCCAUCGAUGGUGGUGCCGACAAGGGUGAAUUCGUCAAGUCAUUGGGUGCCGAAGCCUUUGUCGACUUCUUGGCCACCAAGGACAUUGUUGCCGAAGUCAAGAAGGUCACCAAUGGUGGUGCCCAUGGUGUUGUCAACGUCUCUGUGUCCGAAAAGGCCAUGGACCAAUCCUGUGAAUACGUUAGACCAACCGGUACCGUUGUUCUUGUUGGUUUGCCAGCUGGCUCCAAGGUUACCGUCCCAGUUUUCGACGCUGUCACCAGAUCUAUCAAGGUCAAGGGUUCCUACGUUGGUAACAGAGCCGACAGUGCUGAGGCCAUCGACUUCUUUGCUAGAGGUUUGAUCAAGUGUCCAAUCAAGGUUGUUGGAUUAUCUGAAUUGAGUAACAUCUACGACUUGAUGCAACAAGGAAAGAUCUUGGGUAGAUACGUCGUUGACACUUCCAAGUAA
Molecule: messenger RNA, 1047 nt
Organism: Suhomyces tanzawaensis NRRL Y-17324
Lineage: Eukaryota; Fungi; Ascomycota; Pichiomycetes; Serinales; Debaryomycetaceae
Gene: ADH2
Product: alcohol dehydrogenase
Exons: 1
Coding region: 1-1047 (348 amino acids)
Molecular function (GO): oxidoreductase activity; zinc ion binding
Source: RefSeq, a predicted model, not a curated record